AUGGUGAAAUUAACUGCUAUGAAAUCAACUGGCGGUUUUGGCAAGGGGAAAAUAGCUCAGAACGUCCGAGGUAUUGCCAGCAAUGCAGAAGGUCAAAGGAAGAAACGGCGCUCCGGCAGAAUUCGCUGGGAUACUUACAUCAUUCGGCUAUUCCGAGCUGUGGGAGGAGAUCAAGCAAUACUAAAAAAACAUUCUUGCCUUGUUUUAUCUUCUAUGCUCGACGACCUGCUUUGCAGAAUUGGAUCCGAAGCAUCCACAUUAUGCAAGUUUAGAUCUCAAAUGACAAUGAAGCCAAAUGCAAUCAAUAGGGGCAUACAAUUCGUAUGCGGCAGAUCUGAAUUGACGAAAUUUCUUUUGCAAGCGGGCACGGAGACUGUGGCAAGGUACCAAAGACUGCAAGACAAGGAAGAUCACAACCAAUGA
This is a messenger RNA of Gregarina niphandrodes, 423 nucleotides long. RefSeq names its product putative histone H2B. NCBI's taxonomy places the organism in Eukaryota, Apicomplexa, Conoidasida, Eugregarinorida, Gregarinidae. Gene Ontology annotation, molecular function: protein heterodimerization activity. The transcript has a single exon. The record is from RefSeq and is a predicted model, not a curated record. The coding region runs from base 1 to 423 and encodes 140 amino acids.